CACACUCGCUCUGCUACUAGCUACUAGCAGUAGAGAAGUAGAGGAGAGAGCAUCUAGCUAGCGCCGUCGGACGGAGCUACCUCACCGCCGACCGCGCGCGAAGAGAUCGAUGGCUCAUGCUGUUACGCUCGCUGCUGCAGCCGCGGUCGUCGUCCUCAUCGUCGUCUGCUGCUGCUCCUCUUCGGAGGCCGCCGGCCACAGCGUCAACGCGAGGCAGCCGCCGCUGGCGCCCAGCCUGUCCUUGGACUUCUACAAGCGGAGCUGCCCCAGGGCGGAGUCCGUCGUGCGGAGGUUCGUGCAGGACGCCGUGCGCAGGGACGCCGGCCUCGCAGCCGGCCUCCUCCGCCUCCACUUCCACGACUGCUUCGUCCAGGGCUGCGACGCGUCCGUGCUCCUGGACGGCUCAGCCACCGGCCCGGGCGAGCAGCAGGCGCCGCCCAACCUCACGCUGCGCCCCACCGCGUUCAAGGCCAUCAACGACAUCCACGACCGCCUCCAGAAGGAGUGCGGUGGCGCAGUCGUGUCCUGCUCCGACGUCCUCGCGCUCGCCGCCAGGGACUCAGUCGUCGUGUCCGGAGGUCCCAGCUACAAGGUGCCGCUGGGUCGGCGCGACAGUGCGAGCUUCGCGACGCGAGAGGACGUCCUGAGCGGGCUCCCGCCGCCGACGGCCGCCGUGCCGGCGCUUCUCGCCGUGCUGUACUGCUGUCCAAGAUCAACCUGGACGCGACGGACCUGGUGGCGCUGUCGGGCGGCCACACCAUCGGGCUGGGCCACUGCGCGUCCUUCGAGAGCCGCCUGUUCCCGCGCCAGGACCCGACGCUGAACGCCACCUUCGCCGGCCACCUGCGCCGGACCUGCCCGGCCAAGGGCACCGACCGCCGGACGCCGCUGGACGUGCGCACGCCCGACGCGUUCGACAACAAGUACUACGUCAACCUGGUGAACCGUGAGGGGCUCUUCACCUCCGACCAGGACCUCUUCAGCAACCCCGGCACCAGGCCCCUCGUCGAGAAGUUCGCGCGCAGCCAGAGAGACUUCUUCGACCAGUUCGCCUUCUCCGUGGUGAAGAUGGGGCAGAUCAAGGUGCUCACGGGCGCGCAGGGGCAGAUCCGCAGGAACUGCUCCGCCCGCAACGCAGGCAUGACGUGGUCCGUCGUCGACGAGGCUGCACAGCAGAGCUUCGUGUUCUAGACUUUGUACGUACUAGCUGGCUACUGUGUGGGCGGCGGUGUCCUGUCAACAGAACAGAUAGCUAGCAGUAGCACUGGACGGCAUGCAGCGCCCCCAUGCAUCUAGCUUGGACAAAUAAAAAUGGCCAUGCAUAAAUAAAUCUACCGCAACCAAUCUUC
Molecule: messenger RNA, 1349 nt
Organism: Zea mays
Lineage: Eukaryota; Viridiplantae; Streptophyta; Magnoliopsida; Poales; Poaceae
Product: Peroxidase 12
Exons: 2
Coding region: 110-823 (237 amino acids)
Biological process (GO): response to oxidative stress
Molecular function (GO): peroxidase activity; heme binding
Source: RefSeq, marked predicted